Messenger RNA from Pelodiscus sinensis (Chinese soft-shelled turtle), 429 nucleotides. NCBI's taxonomy places the organism in Eukaryota, Metazoa, Chordata, Testudines, Trionychidae. The record is from RefSeq and is a predicted model, not a curated record.
AUGAAGAUCCUGUGGCUGGCAGCAGUGGUGUGGUGUGUCCUAGCACCUCCAGUGCAGGCCAGCAAGGAGAGGGGCGGAGACUGGGAGGACAUCCGCUGCAAGUGCAUCUGCCCCCCUCACCGGAACAUCAGUGGGCAUAUUUACAACAAGAAUGUGUCCCAGAAAGACUGCAACUGUCUGCAUGUGGUGGAGCCGAUGUCCGUGCCGGGGAACGACGUGGAAGCCUACUGCCUGCUGUGUGAGUGCAAGUAUGAGGAACGCAGCACAACCACCAUCAAGGAAGCCAGCUCCCUGGGGGCAGCCACGCCUCCCGCCGGCGCCCGAGCCAACACGGUGCUGGAGAGGGUGGAAGGAGCCCAGCAGCGGUGGGAGCUCCAGGUGCAGGAGCAGCGAAAGACGGUGUUCGACCGGCACAAGAUGCUGAGCUAG